UAGAACUAUCAUCAUGAGUGAGAAUGUGUAUAUUGUGGCUGCAGCCAGAACACCCAUCGGGAAUUUCAAUGGCACGUUGUCGAAAUUGAAAGCAUCCGAUUUGGGCGGAAUUGUGAUAAAGGAUUUAUUGAAAAGAGCCAAUGUUGCACCCAAUGAGGUGAACGAAGUCAUAAUGGGCCAAGCUCUGACUGCUGGCCAAGGACAAAAUCCCGCUAGGCAAGCAUCUUUGAGUGCUGGUUUGCCCAUAGAAGUUCCCGCAUACAACAUUAAUUUGUUAUGUGGCUCAGGUUUGAAAACAAUUGCUUUGGGCUACCAAGCGAUACGCUGUGGUGACUCAUCUAUUGUCGUUUGUGGUGGUCAGGAAAAUAUGAGUUUAGCCCCACAUACAAUGCAUCUACGCCAAGGUGUAAAAAUGGGUCCUGCCACAAUGCAAGAUUCUAUGAUACACGACGGUCUUACCGAUGCCAUGGAAAAUAUCCAUAUGGGUAUUACCGCAGAAAAUUUGGCAAUGGAUUACAAUAUUAGCCGAGAAGAACAAGACAAAUAUGCUGUACGUUCACAAAAUUUAGCUGAAAAUGCACAAAAAAGUGGAUUUUUCGAUAAGGAAAUUACACCAGUUGAAAUUGUUGAUCGCAAAGGUACUGUCAUAUUUGACAAAGACGAAUAUAUUAAGUAUGGAGCAAGCGUAGAAGGAUUACAAAAAUUAAAACCAUGUUUUAUUAAGGAUGGUACCGUUACUCCGGGCAAUGCCUCGGGUAUUAAUGAUUCUGCCGCUGCUGUAUUGUUGAUGUCAGAGGAAGAAGUUAAAAAACGUAAUGUAGUUCCUUUGGCAAAAAUUGUGGCAUGGGCUCAAACAGGUGUAGAACCAAAAGUAAUGGGUAUUGGACCCGUCACUGCCGUUAAUGCUGUGCUUGCCAAAGCUAAUUGGUCUAAGGAUGAUGUGGAUUUAUAUGAACUCAAUGAAGCAUUUGCUGCCCAAUCACUGGCAGUUCUGAAGGGUCUUGACUUGAAAGAAGAUAAAGUUAAUAUAAAUGGCGGUGCCAUUGCUUUGGGUCAUCCCAUUGGAGCAUCUGGAGCUCGUGUAUUGGUUACAUUAUUGUAUGCUCUAGAAAGAACAGGUGGUCGCAAAGGUGUGGCCAGUUUAUGUAUUGGAGGGGGCAUGGGAAUUGCAAUGGCUGUAGAAAGGCUUUGAGAUUAAUU
Molecule: messenger RNA, 1200 nt
Organism: Musca vetustissima
Lineage: Eukaryota; Metazoa; Arthropoda; Insecta; Diptera; Muscidae
Gene: Acat2
Product: acetyl-CoA acetyltransferase, cytosolic
Exons: 6
Coding region: 14-1192 (392 amino acids)
Biological process (GO): fatty acid beta-oxidation
Molecular function (GO): acetyl-CoA C-acetyltransferase activity
Source: RefSeq, a predicted model, not a curated record